AUGGCCGAGAUGUCACCUCAACAAGCCGCUCCGCAAGAUGGUGAGAAGCGAUGCUUCAUAUGUCUCAUGGACGAGAACGAGUCCGGCUCCUCCGAGUCCGCCUGGGUCAACCCGUGCCCUUGCACCCUCGAGGGCCACCAGGACUGCAUGAUCCAGUGGGUGACGGAGCUGGAGCGCGAGGGAAAGGAGAUCCAAUGCCCAGUCUGCAAGGCAACUGUUCACAUCGACGAGCCCUUUGAUCCAGCGCUUGCUCUCAACAAUCAGAUCUACAAGACGUUCAGCAAAGUUUCACCGGGACUCAUUCUCGGAGGUCUCGGCGCGGGCACGUGGGUCGGUCUCGCUAUGUACGGGAACAUCGCGGUGCGCGUCUUUGCGGGUCCCGAGGCGACCUAUCGAUUUUUCUUCAACGAUAGCAAUCCUAGGGGAAUACCCAUGGUGAACUGGGUUCAUGUUGCUAUCCUACCUACGAUCGCGCCUGCCCUGAUCUUGGGCCAGUCGUUCCCCGUCCUGGGCAAUGUCUUCUUCAUGCCCGCGGCAGCAUUGUAUGGCGUCUUUCACAUGGCGCGCGACGACCAUUUCUUCUCCUGGCCGCCCUCUCCCCAACUGGCCGCAGCAUGUUUCCCGUACAUCAGAGCCGUAUAUAACAACUUCUACCACGAGUUUGUGUGCCCGUACGAGCGGAGGUGGGAGCGCAGGAUAGCAGGUCUGCCUGAACCAGUGGCACCGCCAGCGAACAACAGGCCCAACGGGAACCGUCAGCGCCGGGCUAGGAACAACGACGGCGGUCGGAACGUCGGCAUUGUGGGAGGUCUGCUUGGUGCAGCCAUCGACAUGCUGGACAUUCCCGACGUUGCAAUGGAAGUUGAACUCGAGGAAGUCGAAAUGGGAGAAGAGGAAGGUGUCGCCCGCGUCGAGAUUCUUGUGGAGGAGCUCGAAGAGGAUGAUGCCGAGAGGGAAAACGCAGUCAGGGAGCUCGCGGAUGCUAUUGUUGAGCCGGAGCCGCGCCCGGAUGCCCAGCCGCAGCAGCAAGAAAACGACCAACCAGCGGCGGCGCAGCAACCCGCGCAGCCGGCACCCGUAGCCCCGCGCCAGCGCGGCAUCCAAGCUAGCCUCCGGGACGUCACAAAUGCUCUGGCGAGCACACUACUUCUGCCUGUACUCUCGGCUGGCAUGGGCGAGCUCCUUCGCUUGGUUCUGCCCAAGCACUGGACCACACCGGUUGGCGGAUUUGGUCGGUUCAAGGUGCGGACCGGUCUGCUACAGGACCAAUGGGGCCGGAAUCUUGUCGGCGGCUGCAUGUACAUCGUGCUUCGCGACGCUUUCCGGCUGUACACCAAGUACCGUAUGGCCCAGAACAAGCCGCUGCGCAAAAUUCGAAACGUGGACCGACGGAGGAACCAAAGCUCGUCCACUUCGUUAUGA
Messenger RNA from Colletotrichum spaethianum, 1422 nucleotides. RefSeq names its product E3 ubiquitin-protein ligase MARCH5. The coding region runs from base 1 to 1422 and encodes 473 amino acids. NCBI's taxonomy places the organism in Eukaryota, Fungi, Ascomycota, Sordariomycetes, Glomerellales, Glomerellaceae. The transcript has 2 exons. The record is from RefSeq and is a predicted model, not a curated record. Gene Ontology annotation, molecular function: zinc ion binding.